This is a messenger RNA of Mercurialis annua (annual mercury), 330 nucleotides long. RefSeq names its product 1-aminocyclopropane-1-carboxylate oxidase homolog 3-like. The record is from RefSeq and is a predicted model, not a curated record. The coding region runs from base 1 to 330 and encodes 109 amino acids. Lineage: Eukaryota; Viridiplantae; Streptophyta; Magnoliopsida; Malpighiales; Euphorbiaceae. The transcript is spliced from 2 exons.
AUGUGCAGAGAUAUAGUGAUGGAGUGUUUCAACUUUCAAGGAUAUAAUGAAAUUGGGAAACUGAUUGUUGGAAUUGUUAGCAGAAGCUUUUCAUUUUGUGCCAUUACUAUUUACUAUCCACCGUGCCCUGGCCAGGAAUUAACCUAUCAUAUCGGCGACUUACAAGUUGUCCGUAAAAUUCACUGGAUUGAUGUUCCUCGCACGCCCUGUGCGCUAGUGGCUAACAUUGGAGUUCUUCUACAAGCAUAUUCUCAUGUGCGUAGCCGUUUAAGAUUUGAGGCUAGUCUUUCGUCUUCCGUAAGAAAAUUAUCCGACUCGAGUAGACAUUAG